GCCAGGACAGCCUCCGCCGCGGUCGCCGCUUCUGAUGCGCCUGCCCGCUCCCGGCCCCGCGGCUCCGGGAGGAUGUGGGUCCUCGGCAUCGCGGCAACUUUUUGCGGACUGUUCUUGCUUCAAGGCUUUGCGUUGCAAAUCCAGUGCUACCAGUGUGAGGAAUUCCAACUGAAUAACGACUGCUCCUCCCCCGAGUUCAUCGUGAAUUGCACGGUGAACGUUCAGGACAUGUGUCAGAAAGAAGUGAUGGAGCAAAGCGCAGGAAUCCUGUACCGCAAGUCGUGUGCAUCGUCGGCGGCCUGCCUCAUCGCCUCGGCUGGGUACCAAUCCUUUUGCUCCCCAGGAAGACUGAAUUCCGUGUGCAUCAGCUGCUGCAACACCCCUCUUUGCAACGGGCCCCGGCCCAAGAAAAGGAGCAGUUCUGCCCCAGCCCUUCGGCCAGGGCUCCCCAGCACCAUCCUGCUCCUCAAAUUAGGCCUUUUCUUGGCACACUGCUGAAGCUGAAGGAGACAGCAGCUCCUCCUGCAUUGUUCUUCUGGCCUGCC
Molecule: messenger RNA, 545 nt
Organism: Eubalaena glacialis (North Atlantic right whale)
Lineage: Eukaryota; Metazoa; Chordata; Mammalia; Artiodactyla; Balaenidae
Gene: LYPD1
Product: LY6/PLAUR domain containing 1
Exons: 3
Coding region: 73-498 (141 amino acids)
Biological process (GO): acetylcholine receptor signaling pathway
Molecular function (GO): acetylcholine receptor inhibitor activity
Source: RefSeq, a predicted model, not a curated record